AUGAGUGUGAGAGAGACGGAUGAAUUGAGACAGCGGCAUUUGAAGCUGCUUUACCGGCUACGUGGUAGCGCAUCGCGCACUAUUGAUUACGAUGUGGUUAUCGAGCAAGAACAAGAGCAAGAGCAAGAGCAGCAGCAGCAGCAGCAGGAACCAGAGCGGGAACCGGAACUGGACCCAGUAUACGAGCAAGAGCAAGAUGAAAUGCCAGAGCUGGGCGAUGAUGCCCCAGACCUAGGGAAUUUUCAAGCAGACGAGUACGGUUCUGAUGAUCACGUGAUGUUGCCGGAGCAGCCAGUGGAAGUGGACCUCGCGCGGUUUGAGCAUAUGACUCUGCCGCAGCUAUCCACACCUCUCACUUCGAUGGCUACCAUCGAUGUGUUGCGAAGGCUGCUGGAAACGGUGCUCCAGUCAACUAUCGAAGACAGGAUUUCGCAGUUUCGCAGAGCAGGCUCUGCAAGACUCAAACUGAAGCUGAAGCUUGAGAUUAAAAUCCUUCAGCGGUUCCUGCAACAGUGCGUCCAGGACCUCUCAACGCUAUCGGACCUCAACCUUUCAAACAAUGACUUGGUGUAUAGACUGAAGCAAAUCUCAUUGCUCAAGAACUCAUUAUCCCAGUCACUUCUACAAGUUAGAAGCUCCGCUACCACAUAUGAGGAACCUCAAUUGGCUGUCGCCCAAAACCAAGUAGUACUGGAUAACUUUAAACGCAUCAAUGAGCUUAUCAUGCUGCAAAGGAAUCCAGACGAGGAGUCAAGUAAUCGGAACUUGCCUCCGGAUACCGCGAAGAUUGACCCUAACUCCAAAUCAGGGCUCUUAUCAGAGUUACGAAAGCUUAACGAAGGCAUACAAAAUAUAACAAACUGA
This is a messenger RNA of Kluyveromyces marxianus DMKU3-1042, 864 nucleotides long. It is a transcript of the gene AME1, whose product is annotated as Ame1p. The transcript has a single exon. The coding region runs from base 1 to 864 and encodes 287 amino acids. Lineage: Eukaryota; Fungi; Ascomycota; Saccharomycetes; Saccharomycetales; Saccharomycetaceae. The record is from RefSeq and is a predicted model, not a curated record.